AUUAGUUGGAGCAACUGGCUGGGGUUCCUGUAAUAAGCUUGAUCAUUAGCGUCACGAAGAUCAAUACAGACGUCAUGAAACGUGAUGACGCGGCACGUCGUAGUGACGCGACCUCCUCUCGUCACAACAACUAAGUUUAACAUUUUCAAGUUCAACAUUUGCAGUAGAUUUUUAGAUGAGGAAACAAACAACGAGUCUUUUCAUGUGAUACUGUUUUUAGGUAAACAAUCCAAAGACAUACAGUUUAAUCGAUCGAUGUAAAUAAAUAGAUCUUCACUGCAGGGCAUAAUACAACAUUUGAAAAAACACAUCGUUUUUUUUCUUGUACUAGUAAAAAUUAAUGCUUUGCUUUUAAAAAAAAAAAUAAUUCCAAGUUGCAUUAAAUUAUUUUAUUUUAAAAUAAUCAGUUUAUUAAAUAUUCAACAGAAUAUACUUAGUAUAACGCCCAACUCGUACGUAUUGAAUAAAUGGUCAGUAGUUGCUUUCAAUUUGUUAUAUUUUAUUUUACUUUUUUUUAGAUUUCAGUGAGUGAUGAGACGAACAGGUAAAAUUAAUAAAUUAGCAUUUCGCUAAGAAAUAUAAAUUUAUAAAAAAAAUGUGUUUGUAAAAUUCUUUUAAAAUAACUGUUACCAAAAAAAAAAGAAAAUUAAAUUAAAAUCAUGUAUUAGUAAUUUCUUAACAUGGCUUCCGUAAGUUGACUCAUUACAAUUUCCCGUGAAAUUUUUGUAUUCAGCUGAAAGAAACCUUAGCCUAAAUGUUUUUCCCUUUUAUAAAACUUUAUAGCAUAUAUACAUAUAUAUCGUUAUUUAUAUUUAACUAUAUAUAAAUAGUUAUGCAUAUAGUUAUAUUUAUUAAUUUAGAAAUUUCUUUCCAAUGGAAUCCAUGUAAUUUUAAUUUAAAUUAUCUGCGUCAUUUAUUUUUUUUAAAUUGUGUGUGAAAUAGAUAGUGGAACAAGACAUGUUUAGGCUUGAGAAAAAAAUGCCGCUAUAUAAUAAUAUCUUGUUGCACUAUUCAUUAACUCUACACUGCUUGAACGCAAUCUUUCGUUUAGCCAUUAUACUGUGAAGGCUUUGAAGUAGAAAAAAAACUGGAGCGAAAAGAGAAAAAAAAGAUAACUGAUUCUAUGAAAGUCAUUGCCUAUGUGCCAUGAAUUAGUUUUGAUUCAAUAGCUGAUCGAUUCAAUUACUUAGAAAAUAAAUUACAUUUAAAAGUCAAAGUGCUUUUUUCCCCCACAAAACUUGUUUGAGCAGUUGUAAUGUAAGUAGAUCGAUGGUUAUUUAAUCAAUAGCAGUAGAUCGAUAAUGAUUUGCCAUUGACAUUUCAUUCAGUCAGAUAUGAUCCUCUGCUGCUAUUGAACAGCCGUCCUGGAAAGCGGGAGACGUGGGUGACACGUCUGAACACGUCAAUACAGCCGAUUGGCAAGGCCAAUGGUUGGGUAGGGGCCCUGAGGGGGGGGGGGGUGCCGUAGACGUCAUACAUAUGUUGCCUUCCAGGUAGUCAUGAUAUUUAGAAGAGCACAAGGUAGUUAAAUUUAAAACAAAAUAUAACAUUUUAACUCACUUCAAGUCGCUUCACAAAAAAGGCAAGGCCAAUGGUUGGGUAGGGGCCCUGGGGGGGGGGGGGGGUGCCGUAGACGUCAUACAUAUGUUGCCUUCCAGGUAGUCAUGAUAUUUAGAAGAGCACAAGGUAGUUAAAUUUAAAACAAAAUAUCACAUUUUAACUCACUUCAAGUCGCUUCACAAAAAUGCAUUGUAGCACACUAAUAUAUUUCUUAUUUGUGUGUUUAACGUUCCCAAUUAUUUCGGGAGAUAGUUCGAGGAGAUUUUCCAUACCAUUAAUAUCUACGGCCCUUCCAAGAAGUUUGAUCAUUUAAGCACUCAUCCGUAGGUUUGUCAUUGAUUCACUUUCUGAGAGGACUUGAGUUACUGCAUUCAGUUAGCGUCGGCAUUCAUUCAAUGAAUAAAUGUGGCUUGGCCGGUGGCUUUUUUAAAGGUGGAUUUUAGGCCAUGUCCCAGAUCAUUUUUUAAAAAUUUUUUUGGUCGUAAUUUUUAAAUAGAUAUAUAUGCACUUCAAUUGGACUACCUCAUCAGGUGUGGUAACAUUUCAAAUUGUUCUUGUUAUGGUUUUUUCCGUGUGUUAUUUUAUUUAGAUCAGCUGAUUAUAAAAUAGUAUAUGACAGUAAAAAUAAUACUGUUCACCUCAUGUAAAGCAUGAACAAUUGUAAGCCUUUUAUAGCCAGGUAGCACUGUUGGGGUGAUAGCAAUCCACGACAAUGCCUCGGGAAAAUGUGCCCGAUUCGAAAGCUCAUACAAUUGAUGAUUUUAUUGAGACAGGCAAAUCCAAGGUAAGCUUUACAUUAAUGUGUGUUUUCUUUCUUACAUUCUGUAAGCUAAGAUAAAUGUCCUUAAAGGUAUAUCUGCUUUUUUGCGUAGUACGACUUGACAGAUUUUUGUGUGUGUUACUUCUCACGUUUGAAAUGAAACACAUCCGUAUAGAAUAAGUGAAUCUCAAAAGCCGUGCCUCUCAAACCUGUAACAUAAAUCAAUCAUACAUGCGUGUACAGGGUUGGCUGGGAGACUUUCAAAAACGAAUACAUGUUUUAAUAUUUUUUGGUUCUUGCUUGGAACAUGCUGUUAGGUAUCCGACAAAGCCAGCUACAUAUGCUACGUUUGUCUCAAAGGUAUUCCAAGCACCGGAUUCUUGCAGAGGCGUAGCGAGGGUGUUUGGCACCCGGGGACAAGAUUCGCGCCCGGGGACAAGAUCUAUUUUAAAGCUUCCCCUUUUCUUUUUUUCAACUCUCAAACCCAUUAUUGUUUACCAAUAAUUUAGUAUCAAAUCACAUUUUGGCGCCCCUAACUAGCUUGCGCCCGGGCAAUCUGUCCCCCUGCCUCCCCUCGCUACGCCUCUGGAUUCUUGCAUGGUGUUCAUUGAAAUGUUUGCAAAUUUAAAGAUAAUGGAAAUCUGAGAGUUGAAUGGAAUAUGAAGCAAACGUUUGUUUCUCUUCUCCAACCACCCCCACCCACUCAAAAAACAAACCAAAAAACAGAAUAAAAGAUUGAUCGCUGACAUCAUUUGUUGACUUGGUCAGCUUGACCUGCGAGUUGCGCUCUGGUGAGAGACACCCUGUCGACCAGAUUGUGUCGUUGAUCAACCCAAAAAAACCGAAUCCUGGAUAGUGUUACCUCGUCACUGUACUGACGUAAUGACACCGACCAAUUGGUUCAUGGUCAUCUCAGACGGUGGAGUUUACGCGCACCGUAGACAGAGAAAACCUCAAAGUCGGUGGGUCUUUAGUUUCAUCCCAGCCAGAGCCCAGUCAAGCAAAACCAUCACCAGCACCCCGUCGGAUGGGAUGCGUUAACCUCGGAUGGCAACUCAUCUAAGAGAAGUGAACUCUGAAUUCAGAACCUGAAGAUGGAGCACUAUAGUCCGAACGUUCGAACAAUGAAACAUUCUGACAACUCCUGCGACGAGAAAAUGGCGAGAAUAAACAGCAUAGCGCUGCCUGGCCGGGCGUCGUCUGAUAAGCUAGACUUUGGAUGUAACCUGGGUAGGCAUGUUUUUUUUUAAUGCGUCAGAACUGGAUCUCCAGUAAAACUAAAGUGAUAGAGAUGUGUAGUGGUUUCUGAGAUGAGAGUGACCCUUGAUUGAUUGGAAAGUUUGGAUUAGGAGUAAACAUAAAAUGGUCAUUGAAAUAACAGGGUAGAGACUUUAAUGAGGCUAAAUUAAAUGAAAUAGGUGAAAUUAAGUAUGGGACAGCCUGAAACAAUAGGACGCAAAAAAACAAAAAACAAAAAAACAAAGGAAAAAAAAAAACAAGAACUGGGAAAGAAAUUUACAUUCAGCGAACAGACAACAUUAAAAACACUUAGCUGUAAUUUAGUAUCCUAGAGGACAGCAAAGAGGAAUGUGACAGAACAUAAAUAGGUAAGAGGACAGCAAGGGGAACGUGGCAGAACAUAAAUAGGUAAGAGGACAGCAAGGGGAAUGUGACAGAACAUAAGUAAGUGAGAGAUGACAUACAGGCGGAAAAAAUACAGAAAUGAAGAAAAGAAAGUCCACUGCGAUUGGUCGUCACGAGAACAGGACGUAGAAAAAAUGACUAAGAACAUGACGUCCAAGCCAUGUGUCGUCAACGUUAACGAUUUUCAAAUUAUUAUUUGAUCAAACAAUAAUUAUUUCUCACAUGAAAAGCUAUCAUAUCUGUGUGUGUGUGUUACAGCAAUGCUCUUUACGUGAACACUUGAAAUUAUAUAUAUGUUGUUUUUUUCGCCCAAUCCUAUUUUUUUCUUUUUUUAGGUAGGAUAUAUAUAUAUGUAUUAUGUAGUUUUAAUGAAAGCUUAUUUAAAUGUUUUGUUGUUAUAAUGAUGAAAGUAUGUGCCGAAACGUUUCCUUGUGUAGAAUAUAUAUAUAUUGUAACAUUGACACAAAUUGUUCGUGUCUAAUGAAUCUAUAUAUGCCCAGCCCUUUUUAUGUCUACUUGCUCUUUCUUCUUGUUUGCGUAGACACCCCGCACAGAUCCUUUAACCAAUGACAACUUUAAGGGCAGACUCGCUACGACAACAAAGAUCUAUACGAACAAUUUUGAUCGAACUCUUGUCCCAGUGGUAAGGUCGUCUUUGAAUUCUUGGUUUUCGAAUUAUUUUUCAUAUUUUUAGUUCUGCGCGUGAGUUGUCACAACUACAUAUUUUAUUUUGGGACGGGUCAGAAACUUUUUUAAAUAAUCUUUAAAAAACGAAAAGAAUAAUUGAAAUAAAUAGAAAUACAAUUAAAUCAACACACAUAAAAUAGCAAAAACUUAACAAUAGCCUUUAUUUAAGGAUUCGCUUACAACAGACGUUCGAGGAGAGCUUAUUCCCAAAGUUGUCUUCUUAGAACAAGAGGCUGUACAUGGAGCGCCACUUUGUCAUAGUGCGUCACUUUGUCAUGGUCCGCAACUUGGUCGUUUGCCACAUUGAUCAUGGUCCUCCACUUUGUCAGGUGCUAAGAAAAAAACAAAUUUUAUUUCCAUCAGCAGACUCCACAUAAGGAUGAUGAUGAGAGAUUUCGGGGAGUAAAAACACAGUACAAAAGAGCAAUGAAUGAUCAGCCUCAUAAGAUAGGCCAUUCACAGGAGAAAACAAAGUCAGUAACCAUCACUACUAAAUCUAAGGUAACCAUUCACCUCAUUGUUUUAUAAAUGCACCUAAGCAAACUAAUACAAAUAAAUCGUUAAAAUAUUUUCAACAACUAAAUAUAUAGCAAAGAAAAAGGAGAAAGUAAUUUUACCGUCAACUAAACUUGAUUCUUAAAAUUUAUACAGCUCAUUCUUCGGCUGAUUGGAGCGGAGGAUGCAAACUUUAGUGAGAAAAUUCAAGAGCUGCUGAAAUUUGUUGAACAUUAUGGUGAGUUGAUCAACACGGAAAUGACGUCAUUUCUGUGUUGAAAUUUGUUUCAGUAAUAGUGGCACUUCUGUUUUUAUGAUCAAUUUGCUGUUUAAUAAAUGUAUUCCUCUCUAACAUAUUUUUAAUUCGCUUUAAGUCUUCCACGCACGUUUUUACAUUUAUAGUUAUCCAAUGUGUCAAUGAUUAUUUUUAUUUUUUGAUAACCAGAAAUAUCUAUAAGCAAUUUACAUCGGUUUACCAAGUUUUAAUAAUGUGUAUUUCUGAAGCUUUUGCCAAAAAAACCACAAACAAUCCUAAAAUAGAUAAAAAAAUACUUAAAUAUUAGAAUCUUUUUGGCAGGCUGUUUGGCAAUGGUCGUUGUACGAUUACAUAAUAAUAAUUCAUGCGAAAUCCAAAAAUUCUUGUGCCGUGAGUGAAAUAAAACAUUAUCAUUGACUUUUCUGUUCAACGCUCCCAUUCGUGAAUAGGUUUAGACAAGUCACAGAUUGGACUCCUUAAAGGGACCUUAUCUUGGCGGUAGUGAAGCCUCAAAAUGAAGUUAUUAUUGAGGUGCUCAAAAGGACCAUCAAUUAUGAGACGGGAGAGAAGGUUAAUUAGGAAGCUCCCGUUGUCAAGAUGGGAGGGUGUCAAUAAUAUAAAAGAGAGUGAAAUUAUAUAAAGCGUGGAGUAAUGUAAUCGGUUAUUAAGUUAUAUCGAUAUCUCCAUACUGCACUGGCCUAUCCAAACGUUGUUAAAGAUGAGAAUACAUAGAAAGAAUCGAAGCAGAGCCGUCCUUUGAAACCAUGCAAACUCAUUAGUCUCAAGGGUAUCGCCGACAUUUAGGAGGGCCGUGGUGCAAAGUUGUGAUCAAGGAAACGAUUCAUUGACUAACUUUGUAUGCAGGGGGUACAAAAACGAACACUGGCAGGAAUUCUGCUCUACUGGCCCAGCAUAUUAGCAGGUGGUCUGUUACUCUGGCCCGGCAUAUUGGCAAGGGGUCUACUAAACUGGCGCGGAAUAUAAUAAUAAUAAUAAUAAUAAUAAGAGGUCUUAUAUAGCACGGUACCCCAGCCUAGGGCUGAGCUCACCAUGCUGUACAUAAAAAUUGUAUCAAAAGAGACAUAAUCAUGACAUUAAAAUAAAAUACAUUUAUGAAAUAAAGAACAGCAAUGUAUAUUCACCAACCCCACCACAUCAGGGUAGUAUUAUUUAAAAAGAUAUGUUUUUAGUGCAGUUUUGAAGGCCUGUGUGUUUGGUAUAUUGCGGAUGUGUAGUGGCAAAGAAUUCCAUUGUUUGGGGGCGCAGAAAGAGAAAGAUCGUUCACCAUAUGUUUUAGUGCGUGUCUCGGGAACGGACAGAAUACGCGUGUCUGCAGAGGAGCGAAGCUGUCGGAGGGGUGAAUAGACAGAAAGAAGUUCGGUUAGAUAUGAAGGGCAGGAAUCCAAGAAAAAUUUGUGACAGAGAACAGACAACUUGUAGUCAAUGCGUGCCUGUAUAGGUAGGUUCUGUGGUCGACGGGCCGGCAUAUUGGCGCGGGGGCUGCACAACGUGCGCGGCAUAUUGGCAAGGGGUUUGCUAAACUAGCACGGAAUCUUUGAACCGAGGAGGACCAGCCGAUGAGAGUGAGUGAGAAGAAAAGAGAUAGUGCGAAGAAAUCAAAGUAGGUUGGCAAAGAGACCAAAACGAACGAACUUUCUACCCGACCCUGUUUUCGGGUUUACCAAUCUGUAAGACGAGGAAUUUCAUUAUUUCUAUUUUCUUCCAACUGCAGGUUUCUGGAUGAUAAUAGCACGUCGAAAUGUGAACACUGAUAAUGAAAUAGUUAAAACAAGUUCAGACAGUACAAUCAUAAAAGAACAACACCGGCAACGGAAUAAUCUUACGGAAAAUAGCAAAUCCACUCAGCCUGUUCAAAAUGGUAAAACCAAUAAGCAGUCUGAUGCCACGGUUGAUGGUUUCCAUCAGUGUUUCCAUCAGAACGUCGGUAACGUCUUGUCACUAAACACAAGUGCUCUCACAUCAGCUGCCACAGAGGCUAUUCAGGUAACCUUCCAAAACUUAAGUGCCGUAAAUGCCAUAAGUGUGCGUAAAUAAGGUUAUGUUCUUAUCGUUUGAUGAAUGCAAUUGAUGGAUAAUUUGGUCAAGCAAUGGCUACUUUCAAGAAAAUACUCGUGUGAAAAAGAACGCUAGAGAGAAAUAAAAUUACACAUUUGUUUUUUUUUUCUUUUUUAAUCUUUUUUUUAUCGUUAUUAUUAUUAUUAUUAUUUUAUUUUUUUUUUGCUUAUAAUUUUUUAAGUUAACUUUGGGAUUAGUCUAUUUCUUUUUACGUAAGUUUUAUUUUUUUAAGCAAAACGAAUUUCAAAUGCUUUAAAUGAAUAUAUAUAUAUUUGUAUGUAUAUUGAUAUUUAAUUAGUUUGAGCUCAUUCGUGGGUUUCAGUUGAAAGAAAACUACUCUGAAAUUCGUCGACUUCUCUUACAUCCACUCCAUUAUGAAAUUAUAGUCAAGCACGAGGAAGGUAAAGCUAUACGCCAUGUUUACUGUAUUGAAAUAUUUUAUAAUUAAACGACAAAAUUGAAAAAUGUUAGAUAAGACUUCAAAUGUGCUAAUUUGUUUUUCAAUUUUUAAUUUAGAGACAAAAAUUUAAAGUUCAAACAAAAUAUUUUUACAUGUUAGCAACAUGUUAAUGCUCUUGCACUUAUAAAUAUUGUAGCAAAUUCUAUUUAGAAGCAAAAUAAAACUCAACUUAAAUGCCUUUAAGAUGACAUUCUAGAGUGUGCUGUACUGGUGUCUGGUGGUGUUGAAUCUUUGGAAAUCAUAAAAAAGUUCUUAAGACAGAAAAUACCCAUAAUUUGUGUAAAGGUAGGCCUAUGUUUGUAUCGAAAUCUAAAACAGUCUAAUACAUUUUAACACUAAAGUUGGUUUCCAACCAGAAUGUCCACAACCGUUGCGCACACAUAUGUUUAGUUUUACUUUAAAUCAAACAUCUUUCAUAAUUUGUGUUUAUUAUGUGCUAAAACCGGUGAUUGUUUCCGCUGCAAUAGGGAUCUGGUGGAGUCGCAGAUUAUUUCUUUGAUCUAUCAAAGAAAAAGAAAAGGUAUGUUCGAAAAUUAUGUAUUUGAUGUUUAGAGGCAAAUAUUUCAAAGAAAUAGCAAUUAUAUGAGAAAAGCUUCAAAGUGAUAAGAUAUUUGUGUGUGUGUGUAUAUAUAUAUAUAUAUAUAUAUAUAUAUAUAUAUAUGUGUGUGUGUGUGUGUGUGUGUGUGUGUGUGUGUAAAUAAAACGCAGUUAACUUAUCUAAAUCAAAUGUGUGUAAAAAACACUAUAGAGAGUGUUACGAUAAAUAAAUAUACAAAUAUAUGUUUUUUUUAUGUCUAAUAUAUGUGUGUGUGUGUAUAUAUAUAUAUAUAUAUAUAUAUAUAUAUAUAUGUGUGUGUGUGUGUGUGUGUGUGUGUGUGUGUGUAAAUAAAACGCAGUUAACUGAUCUAAAUCAAAUUUGUGUAAAAACCACUUUAAAGAGUGUUACGAUUAAUAACCAUACUAAUACAUGUUGGUUUUAUGCCUUUCUUGAAAUGUUUAGCAAUGGAAAACUUCCACUAGAGUGUGCUGAGAUUUACAAGGCGUACCCAGACCUUUUGUUUUACCUUGACCUCAAAGGCGGAGAUUAUUUGAAUAAGUUGUCUAAAGUCAUCCUAAAAUCUCUAAAUGGUCAGUACUGGAGAAGAAAGAAAAAAAAGUAACAUAAUGUAGGAUUCAGACCUAUUUCUUAACGUUUUAUGUUUUGCUUUUCGUUCAAAAUUAAAUCUUUCAUUUUUUUUUUAAAAUGAAAAGAAGAAACAUUCUUAUCAUGGCUCGCAAUGUAAACCAUUGGUUUAGGUGUGACCCAGGAAAAUGACAAGAAAGCCUUGGCUUACGGCUCCCUUUCCAUUACAUUGAACCAGCUGGAAGAGUUAAUGCAUCAUGAAAGAUUAAACGGUAUAUUUAAAACCAAGGUAUAGAUAUAUUUUUAUUUUAAAGAACAUUUGUAUUUCUGCUUUUUGUGUUCUUUUCUUUGCCAUCCCUCAUCACAGUGUGCCGAUGUUUCAGACUUUAAAGGAUGAAAUGACUAGGUCUGCGGUUAUGCUUAGGAUGUUGGGCUGGUUUAUUCUGGAAUACUUUUUUCUUUCUUUAUGUCUUUGUCUCUGUCUCUCUCUCUCUCUCUCUGACUCUCUUUCUCUCUAAGAAUCUCUUUCUCGCUCUGACUCUCUUUCUCUCUCUGACUCUCUUUCUUACUCUCUCUCUCUCUCUCUUUCUCUGACUCUCUUUCUCUCUCUCACUCUCUUUCUUAACCUCUCUCUCUCUUUCUCUGACUCUCUUUCUUUCUCUCUCUCACUCUCUUUCUUACUCUCUCUCUCUCUUUCUCUGAAUGUCUUUUUCUCUCUUUUUUUUCUCUCUAUCUAUCUAUCUCUUUCUCUCUCACUCUGUGUCUCUCUCUGUGUCUCUUUUUUCUAUUAAUCGUUCUCUAAAUCUUUAUCUCUCCCUCUCUGUCUCUAUGUCUCUCUUUCUCUCAAUCUCUCUCAGUCUCCCUCUCUCGGCCUCUUUCUCUGUCUCUUUCUCUCUCUCUCUCUCCUUCUUUCUCAAUCUAUCUCUCUCUGUCUCUCUCUGUAUCUAUCUUUCUUUCUCACUCUUUCUCCCUCUCUCUCUGUCUUUCUCUCGGUGACUCUCUUUCUUUACCUCUCCUUCUCUCUUUUUCUCUCUCUUUCUGUCUUUCUCUCGGUGACUCUCUUUCUCUCACCCUCUUACUCUCUCUUUGUCUCCUUCUCUCUCUCUUUCUCUGAAGCUGUAUGUCUCCUUCUCGUUCUCUCUCAGUCUCUUUUCUCUCUCUCUCUCUCUCAUUCUCUCUCUCAUUUCUCUCUCUCUUUCUCUCUCUAUCUCUCUUUCUCAAUCUUUCUCUUUCAUUUUCUCUCUGUAUCUCUCUUUCGCAAUCUAUCUAUGUCUCUAUUUUUCUUUCUUUCUCUCACUGUGUCUCUUUCUCUGUCUCUUUCUCUCUCUCGUUUUCUCCCACGCUCUCUGUCUCUCUCUCUCUCUCUCUCUGUCUCAGUCUCUCUCUCCCCUCUCUCUCCACCCAUGAUUUGGAGAUUUUAUCAUUACAUGCUGAACAAAAGAAGAGCAGGUUGUUAUAUUUCUCAGAAUGAUUAAUAAAAUAAUAAUUGUAACCUUUGAUUAUAUCACACAUCGCUAUAAUCUAGAAUAGUAUGAAAGUUUCAUUGAAAUAGGAAAUGACAUUUCCUAUUCAUCAACUUUGAAAUUUGACGUCAUUUAAUUUUCUUUAGGACUCUAAUGAAGUGAAAAAACUGACCAAUGAAACAGUUCAAUUUGACCAAUGUAAAAUUCUUGAAUACCUUCUUGACAAUGGACAUACACAGCUAGAAAACAUCAAACCCGACGACGUUACAGAAAUGCCUGGUUCUCUGCAGCAUGGUAAUUCUUUUGUUAAAUUAUAAUUGAGCUGGUUAGAAAACUAUAUGUAAAAAUGUAAUCAGAACAGUUGUUGCAAAGUGAAAUUUGGACCUUAACAAAAAUGGUACAAAAGCUAUUCAACACAUGGGAGUGAAAAGUUCUUAAAAUAUACGGACCACCAAUGGAUGGAUAUGGAUGAAAAACACGAAACAAUCUUUAACUGUCAAGUCUAUAUCAGGGUGGCACACGUGUAGCAGAAAUCAAAAUGGGAAGGCAACGCUGGACAGGACACUUACACCGAAUGCCAAAUGAGGAGUGAACAGGACGCACCACCGAAUCUAAGAGGAAAAUCUGGUCUCAGAUGGAUGAAUGAUAUGUAAAGGGGUCUACCGCAGAUGAGAAUCCAAGUAUGGAAAAGUAAAGCAUCUGUUAGGUCUCAGAAGAAGGAUUUAUUGAGGCAGGCGAAAGCCCUGCACUGGAUAAUGUGAUACAAGCAGUGUCGAAACUGUAGUGGGUGCCACCUAGUGCGGUACACUUACGGUGUCAUCACCUCCCAUCGACUUCACAAUGGAGUUAUUCUUUGUUUACUAAGUACACUGUAUAACAAUGACAAGAACAAAAAAAACCCAAGUCAUUGAUGUUCAGGAGGAAAAUUUAUUUAUAUACGGUAACAUGUUCUUAGAAUCACCCGUUUUUAUCAAUGAAAAGGUUUAUUUCUCAGAAUUUAGAUAAAUAAAGUUUCCUGUCACUAAAGAAAGUUAACGAACACUUCAAUCGGCGUUUAAUCAUGGUGAAAACGGUGUUUUUCUGACCGAAUUAUAGGGUCACCUCAUUUCUGACCCAUCAACCUUGAAGCUUUAAUGAAACACGCAUUUGCAUUGGUUACAUGUUUGGAAAAUGUACGUAACAUCAUUUAUCCUGUUAGGAAAUUUGGCUAGACCAAACCGUGGGUUCUCUUUAAAUACGCAAUUUUUCAGUUUGGUGUAACCCCUUAAAAUUGGGGUCAUCCUGUGCGGUCCAUAUCUCCCAUACCCCUAACCACAGCAAAUGGUAUCAAGCUGGAUAACUUUUAGUUAGGGCUCGAGUAUAAUGUGAGAUUAUGUAAUAUAGAAUAACUGAUGAAAGAUACAAAUUCAGCCAUUUUACUCUGUAUUCAGGUCUAGAUAUUCACUUGGAAACUAACACCACAAGCACAACCGUCAGGACAUAAAUAUAUAUAUAUAUAUAUAUAUAUAUAAAGUAGCUAAAGCAAGCUUUUUUCGGUAUUUGUAUAGAGAUUACUAGCUAAUGACAACUAAAGGAACGUUUCGAUUAAAUUUUUAAAUCGAUAACUCCUAAUAAAAAAACACAUUCCAAGAGAGCUUGAAAAAUAUGUAUUUUUUUUAAAUAUUUUUUUUCAAAUUUUCAAAGAAAAAGUUUACAUUAUUUAUUUCUUUACUGUCUAACAAGUUUAAAAUUCUAUUCUUAAAAAGUACUGAUAUAUCAUUUUCUUAAUUUUUUCAGGUGCGUCUCCACAAACGGAUAGCAAAGAUAAAAAUUCAAAGGUACUUUUUUAAAAUUCUCUGAAGAAUUAAAUUAUUAUUUUCUUGAAAAGCCUAAACUCUUUUGUAGUUUUUACAUUUGUUUAUGUAGAGAAAGCCUAACUCAUUAAAAAUGAAUACCAACUCUUUUAAAACGGGCAGCUAACGUCCUAUCUGUGUUUUAACCAAUGCAAUACAAUGUUUUGUUACCGAUAUGGUUGUAAUUCAGUUCAGCGAUAACGGGCGAAAGACAAAGAAAGCGGUACCUUUAAAAAACGAAGGUACAUUUAUUUGAACAUUUUAUUUCAUUUUAGUUCUAUUGUUUUAAAUUGUGUAAAUCGACUUUAAGAUAUGCUACUUGAUUUUUCAAAUAUGUUAUACUUCUAGGUUUGCAUGAAUUAGAGCAGUGUACCUUUAUUCACACUUCUGUUGUAUUCUUCAGCCAUAUUAAUUAGAAUAAAUAAUGGUGAACUGUUAGGUUAGAAUAAAAGCAGAUGCACAUCAGUGCCGAAUGAAGCCACUCGCACUAUACAUGUUUCACCCAGAUCAUAGUCACAAGACAUGAUUAGAAACAUGACUGUAUAGCCCUCCAUUUCUUGGGGUUGUAUUUGUAGCAAGAAUGUGAAAAGUGUAAUGAGCGUACUGAUUAAUUUGGAGACCAUUUAAACAUAAAUGAACAACUUCGCUAAACUCUUAACUACAAUUAUUUAAAAUGAUCUGCUGUAAAAAAAAAAAAAAAUAAAAAAAAGUCAUUUUUUCAUAACUCUUGUAAACUAUGAAUUUGGGGCACCUCCAUCAUUCAAUUGAUUACCAAGCUGUGUAAAGUCAAAGAGCUUGGUUUAAAGAUUUUUAAUUGUACCUAAUUAUAAAUCAGCAUUUACAUAUUAAUCAAUAUCGGUUGAUGUUUUAGGAUUUUCUUCUGUCUUGCACAGGUUUUCAUUGUUUACUACAUAGUUAUUCUCUGACGUGAACAAACACAAAAAUCUGGCCAUAUACUUAUUGAGUGGGGGCAUUUAAGAAGGCUAGAAUGAAAGUAAUACAUGUAUAUCAUUUUUUUGAAAAAGUGAAAUCUACUAAGCACGGAAAUAGUUACAUGUGUAACACAUUUUGCGAUUGAGACAGUGAAAUAUGAUGACACGGUACGUUUGAGUUUUUCAAGUCAAAUUUUUUUUUUUUUUACACGUUCACUUAAUCUCCUUGAAACUGAGACAACGUUAUCCAAUAGAUGUAUGCUCUGAUCCUACAAUAAUUCAAAUUCAUAUACCUUGUAGAGUCUUACAAAUUUUCAAAUAUAGCAAAUGUGUAGUGUAUUCUUUCAUACAACAUAUUCUAACCAGCAAUGUAAUAGAUCAUGCUACAUGGAAUAUAGAAAAGACAAAGAAAAUGAAUAAGUUACUUUAAAAAGUAUCUCAACAUAGAUUUUUAUAAACGACUUGAUCUUUUUGUAAGACCUAAUGUUUCAACAUUGGCGAAAUCAUAUUUGUAUUUACAAUUCUAAUAUAGUUUGUAUUAAACACAGAUUAAAUAGAGUUAUAAAGAAAGAACGUAAUAUCGCUCAAACUAAACUACCUUCGCUUGAAGAAGAACUAUUUCAGGUAAUAUGUAUUUUUAAAGCUUAAAAAAAAAACUUUAAAAAAACUCGAAAGAUACAUUCAACCCUCCACAUUACAGGUACCUCAUAGUUAACCACGAUUAUGACGAAUUCUUUCCAUCAAAUUUUGAACCGAAAGAUACAAAGAUUCAUGUGUACCCCAAUCUAUCAGAAUUUACCCGUGUACUUAGCCUACGUGGAAGUUAAACUAAAUCUUUAUAAUCACUUUUAAAGUCAUUGUAACUAUGUUGUGAAGUUCCUAGGUAUUUGACGAUUGACCGAUUUGGCGCUAGAUAAAACCUUAAAUGGUCUUGUGUUUAAAUUGUAGUAGUUAAAUAUAUUUGUCUUUGUAAGAUAUUGACAAUGUAAUCAAAACACAUUUCCAUUCAUUUUUAACAAUGGAAAACAAAGUAUCUGAUUUUAUCGUAUGACAACACAAAUCGUGUUUUUAUAUGUAAAAGAAACAAACUUUAUUCAUUUUUGAAAAAAAAAAUUAAAACAUUUGUUUUUUUUGUAUCAAGUUUGUAGUGUUCAAAAAUAAUCUAUUGGAAAUAUAAUUACUUAAGAAAUUUGAUUUAUUUGCUUUUUCCUAAUCUGUUUUUUUUUUCGGGUUGAUUAUUAAAAGACAUCCUCGCGUGCCUUUUUUUGUUUUGUUGCUCUAUAUUGAUUAAAUGACGUGUUCGUCGAUUGCAAUAUCCACUGUCCUAAAUAGUAUCAUGUUUUUUUGUUGUUGCUGUUUUUUUUGUGGUAAUUUAAAUUAUUCCUAUACUUGCUAUAUGAUUCCCCCCCACCCCUCCCCAGAAAAAAUCUUCUUUUUGGACAGAAAUUAAAAACAUUCUACGAAUAAAUUCAGCUGUACAAGAGAAACACCCAUCAGGCGAUUCAGGUAACACAAUCAAAGUUUAUUUUUUUUAAUUUAAAUAAAACAAUAAUGUAACAAAAACAUAAUCAAAUACGUAUAUUAAAUUCAAACUAAAAAUAAUGAGACUGUAUAAAAUUAAAAUGCAGUUUAAUUAACUGCUGAUGUCGUUGGCACAAUGAAAACUUUCAGGCAAAUCAACUACAUCUCUCCCCCCCCCCCCACCACCAAAAAAAAACAAACAUUUUUUUAAAAAAGAAGUAGAGCUAAGGAAGAAAUAUUCCUAGUAGCGAUAUAUUUUGACGUUCCGAAUAUUUAAAAUAAAUGUGCUCACUGCAUUUUAAUAUAAUUAUUGAAAAUCUCAUUGGAAAAAAAAUAUAUAUACAUGCGGGCAAAUGAUUAAUUAAAAUCACAAUUCUGAAAGGUAUGACGGGCCCCAUGUACAUACUUCAUCACAAUGACACCUCUUGCGAAGAUAUCGCCCCCAGUAACGAUGCAUAUUCUUACACCUAUACUAUUUUGAAAUAGUUCUUGCUCGAUGUCAAAGAUUGGAAAUAUGUUACACAUUUAAAUGUGCAUGUCAAAGUGUAUUAUUUUUUUUACUAGAUAUAGCCCGCCAAACAUUGGCGACAGCAUUUGCGUGAACUUCCCAUUUACAAAAAAGUUACUUGACGAAACAUUACCUCAAGUAAAUCACAUUUAAGAAUCUCAAUUUUCGCUACACUCCUUUCCACAUGCUACGUCACUGCACACUUUUCGUUUCACGACCAUGAACAAUAUUAAAUAAUCUGAUGUCCCAAACACUUUUAAACCGAAUAGAAUACUUUUUAGAUCAAACUUAAAUUUUUUAAGGAUUUCAUUUUCCAAAAAGAAAAUAUUACACACCAAACGCAGCUGCGUUAUUUAAAAAAAAAAAAAAUCAUUUAGCGUAGUAAUCGGGAAUUGCAUUUUGCGCGCCAGUGAAUUCAAUAUUGACCAUUCUAUCUUCCAAACAUAUAGAUUAAUUGUAGUACACUCUCAAUACCAAAUAAGCUGAAUAGGAAGCAUCAAGUUUGUUAAGAAGCUGCCAUAAAUGGCAGCAGUCCACACAUCACGCCAGAAGUGUGAUAAUAUAUAUUAUAAGAGAUCAGAGUGAAGAAAGCUCAGUUUAAAUCAAACAACCCCUAAAAACAAUGUUUUUCGCAUUAAAUCCUUCAUACAAUUUUAUAUUGAGCAAUGAGGGAUGGGGCUGAAUUAUUGACUAAUCAUUCAUACAAGUAAUUCAAUUUAUAAGAAUCCCACAUAGUGCAACUGUCCUCCCCCCCCCCCCCAGUCUAAAGCCACACUUUUUUUUUCAUGCCCCUGAACUAUAUUAAUAUUCUAAUGACCCACCCGAAUUUGGAAAGCAGAUUUCUUUCACGAACAAUUUCAGAAUGUCUAUUAACGUGUCACUGUGUUGUUUGUUUAUUUAAUUUUUUUUUUAAGCUGACGAUUUAUUCAAGAAAGCAAUUAAAACAAAGCGACUGGAAUUGUCAAAAUUACUUUGGCUAAAAGUCGAGGUACGUAAACAAUCAUAAAAAUUGUAACAUGUCUCUAUGUUCUGGUGUCCUUGUUGAUGCUCCUGUGAUUACUUGUCAGAAUGAUCAUGACCUGAGCGGAUAUCUCAGAGGUUAAAUACUUAUCUCACAACUGUUUUUUGUAAUAACAUAAAGUCCAUGACUUCACAUGUCAAAUGUUUUUGUUAUAAUAUACAUUUAUUUCCUUGAAUAAGAUUCACAUUUGGAAGGAUGAUUCAAAACAUUCCAUAUACAUCCAUAACUCUUUAGAAAAUAAGAUGUCACGUCAAUCAUACAUUCUAUCUUUCUUUAGUCGCGAGACAAGGUGCUCAUAUUGCUUUUCCAUCCAAUACAAAAUGGAUGUGUACUUUGAUUAUAAUGUGAAUAUGAUUUAAUAAAAAUAAAUCUAAAACCUUGAUAUAUGUAUAAUAAAUAUAAAUUCGGUAUCCUAACAUCUUUGCGAGAGGAUGGUUGAGCUUUGUACACUUCAUUAAGCGUCUUAAUAAGCCGAUCCUGGAAUGACGGUCCCCACUGCAUUUCUCGCAGGACCUUAACUCCUGGUUAGAUCUUAACUUCCCCAUUGCUCUCUUUGUUGCAAGGGCUUCACGUCGCACAGCUUCUGUCUUUUUUUACUCUUCCUACACUGCUGUAUAUAUAUAUAUAUAUAUAUAUAUAUANAUAUAUAAAUAUAUAUAUAUAUAAAUACAUAAUUAUCCAUGAAACAGUUUCACUAGCAACCAGAUGACGCUGAUAUCACUGAACAAAAUACCCGUUAAGCAGAUUCUUCAAAAUAGGUGCUAAACGUUUAGAUACAGAUGCCGUCAAUUAAAUUAAUACACUAUUUUCUGGAUGAGUUGACUGUCGUGUUUCUUUACAGCAUCCCACAGGUGCCGCAUUAUACGCCUAUGGGAAACUUGAUAAAAUGGAAAGAAGACAACGAGAGGACUUCAGGAGUUGUAAGGUGAUCAAAGAAAUGAAGAAGUAAGUCAACACACGGUUUCAAUAUUCCAGUAAAAAAAGCAUCAAUUCGUACUUUUUUUUUUAUAAAGUUUGGAUUAAAAUGUAGUGAUAUUUGAAUAUAUUGCACAGAGUCUUCUUGGAGUACGCUAUUGCAACCAUCAACCUCAACUACAGCAGAGACGCUGAGAAAACGCGAUCGAUACUUUUGAUGAAUAUGGAGUCGUGGGGGAAUACCAGCUGCGUGAAGCUGGCCAUGAAAACGGACAAUGGAAAGUUUCUAUCACAACCGCCAUGUUCCGAGUUGCGUAAAUCCUUGUUUAAGUCCAGGAUGAAGUUUAACAGUAAAGAAGACACUGACCAGAACAAGAAUGAGAUAAACCACCCAUCACCAAAAGUCCUGAUGUUUUUGAACCUGGUAGGAAAGCAUGGUUUAUAAUUAUACAAAAUAGACUUGAAAGCAUGUUUUAAUUCCUUUCUUUUAUUUGACAACUUGAAAUAAUUGUCAUGUUUAAUUAAGAAGAAAUAAACCGUCUAACAAUAUCUUGGUGGACAAAUUUUGAAACACCCUAUUAUACAGAACACACCUAGUUUUCCAUAUUUCUUUUCACCCAGAAACAUAUCAGUACCAUAUUGACAGUUUUAAAUGUGAUAUUUAUGCUUUUAAACAUUGAUCUGCAAAGGAUACCGUAUUCAAAUGUUUUCUUUUGUAAUUAAACAAGGAUUCCAUGCAACAAAUUUGAAAUAGUAAUCUUGGUGAAAAUCGUAAUAACUGUGAAGCUUUUUCUUAAAGUCUGUAGAACUACACAAAAAAGUAUAUUUUUAUUAAAAGAGAAAAGAAGUAAAAAGUAAAAGUUAUAUAAUGUGUCAGUAGUUUGAGUAAAUUAAAUGGAAAGUCUAAUAAUUUUUACAUUUUAAAUCAGAUCGGGGUUGCUGCUUUCCUGAUCGCCUACGCAGUUCUCCUCGUUUCAUUCCUAAAGACGGAGAGUUUUCACAUUCUGGAAUGGAUUAUCCUGGCAUGUGUGAUAACUUUCCUCUUGGAGUUAAUCAAUCAGGUAUUUCAGUGGCGUGUCCUCGUGGAAAGACAAUGUUCAACAAUGUUGAGCUGAAUGCAUUUUAACGUCAUCAAGUUUAUUCAAGAUCAAUUUUUCGUUUACUUCGCCCAUUGUCAACAUUCAUUGAUAACAGAAAAUAAAUUCAAACCUAUCGCAGGUUGAGUUAUAUGAAUACAACACAGGAUUUGCUCGUUACUUUUAAAAGCAAUAUUUUAAAAUCACGGCACGCCUCUUAUAUUUGCAGCUGGCUCGCAAUUCCUUCUCUCACUUACGACCAGGGUUCCUUGUGCUAUCGAUAAUCUCUCAGAUUCUGUUCUUGGUGGCUUGGAUUUUGAGGAUAGCCGCAUAUUUUGAACCUGGCAAUCCCGAGUUUAUGAUUUGGGCUCGAAUAAUCUUCAGUUUGGACUUCAUCGUCUUCUCUCUAACUGUUCUCGAGUUUUGCUACAUGUCCAGAUUCUUAGGACCCUUGAUUGAGACGUUGUGGCAAAUGGUAAGGCUGAGUACGUUUAUAGCUGUAUCAAAUUAAAUGCUUUGGUUAUCAAAUAAAUUAAUUGAACUUUAAAAAAAAAAAAAAAAAAGUAAAUAUCGCAUUAUCCGAUAUAAUAUAAUACAUGUCCAGAUUCUUAGGACCCUUGAUUGAGACGUUGUGGCAAAUGGUAAGGCUGAGUACGUUUAUAGCUUUAUCAAAUUAAAUGCUUUGGUUAUCAAAUAAAUUAAUUGAACUUUAAAAAAAAAAAAAAAAAGUAAAUAUCGCAUUAUCCGAUAUAAUAUAUAACAUUUUAUUUGACAUAACGAAACAAACCAACAAACAUAUUUUUUAAAAAGUCUGUGGCAUUUAACAAAAAAAUAAAUAAUCUUUAACAUAUCUUUGUGUAAUCAAAGUAAAUUGAUUUCAUUCAUAUGAACAUUUGCAUGAGUCUAAUUUCAUGAGUGUUUCUCUGAUUUCUUCAGAUAAGUAUCUUUAUCAGGUUUUGCGCUAUUAUUUUGGUCCUGUUCUUCGCGUAUGCCAUCGCCUCGGAAUCUGUACUCAACCCGAUCACAGAACCUGAGUCGAGGGUACCGUUUUACCUAUUCCGGAAGGCGUUCUGGGGCAUGUUUGCAGAUUUCAUGUUAGAGGAACUAGAAACGGAUGGUUGGUGUUAUACAGCUGUAUACAUAUUUUAAUACAUUUUUUUUAAAAAAUUCGUUUUGUAAUUUAAAAUUAGUGUAUUUUGAAACUGAAAUGAUUACACAUUAAUCACUGAUUACAAUGUUAAUGCGCUCAGAGUAUUUCUAAAAAAGUCAAAACAAUAUCUAAUUAAACAGCUAUUUUAUUUCAUCAUAUGUUUAUGUCUUUAUAUAUGUAUAUAUGAUCUGAUACAAUUUUAAGGAGUCGCUUAAAUAAUUUAGAAUUUAGAUUGAUGACAGGUGGAAAUUUUGGAUAGAGCUUUUUUUUAAAUGACAAUCACAUACAUUGACAAUUAUUCAAAUCCAUAGAAAAUUCUGAAGAAAAAAAAGAAAGAUAACUACAAAAAUUGUUUCAAAAUGCGUCAGAAUAAAAUCAGUCCUAUUUGUUUGAUCAUUAGACAUGGUUAUUCUUAAUUGUUAAUGCCUUGUUUUUACAUGACAGCCACCAACACAAAUACCAAGUGCUCCGACAACCCCAGUGAUUACAACUCAUACGAAACCUUGAGGUGUCCAUCCUACAGCGGCCGAUACUACGUGUCCAUUCUGCUGGGAGUCUAUUUUAUAGCCGUGAAUUUGUUCAUUUUCAACGUGCUGAUUGCAAAAUUCAGGCAAGCUUAUAAGUUUACACACCAUUAAAUUAUUUUCUCUUUUUGUGAACUGGUUAAAUUCACAUGUUGGAAAUGUCAUGAUCUAAGCAUUUAAUAUGUAAUGAUUGUUAUACUAUAAAUGAAUUGUGAAAUUCACCUGCAUAUAAUAUGUUCUCCACUCAACACAAACCGAGUUUUUCAAGUUAAAAAUGGUGCCAUCAGUAGUUUUUUUUAAAGAAAGCUUCAUGGUAUAUUAAUUUCAAGAUUUCAAUAUUUAAUUUAAUCUUCAUAGGAUUAUUUGUAAAAAUAUUGCAGAAAAAACUAUAACCUUAUAAUACAUAAAAAAAAUUCAGUUUAAUUCUCCAACGCAUAUCUUUUUGCUUGACGUCUUUAUGAUUUAAAGUGAUUAGAGAUGGCCUGGCGCCUAAGACGCGGUGAAUUUGCUCAAAUGUGUGAACCUUGGACGGUCCUCUGAUUUUGCGCGUCUUAGUUGAAUGAGCGCACAAUAAUACACGGUGUACACUUGGAGGCCCUACCGUGCACACGGCAAUUGUAGCGAUUGAUCUGAUCAUCUAAAAAGCCUGCACGAUAAGCGACUUUUGUGUGAUGGUUUUACCACCAGGCUUAGAGGGGCUAUUGCGUUCGGGCAGCACAGUCCAUGGUACAUAGCGUGUUGGUUGUUGUUUUUUCAAUGCAGAUUUUUCCUUUAUGCUAUACAAAACAGGGAGAAGAACUUCCUGGCUUGUCAUUAGACGCUACUUUAAGCCGAAUGUGAGACAGUUCUGUGGCGGUUUUCAAAAAGAGCAUUGAAGUCGUUACACACCAUAGAUGAGGGACACUGUUAUUAUAGAUGACACUCAUAAGCUAACUUCAUAUCGUUUUAGCUCCAAGAUUAAACAAAUGGAGGAGCGAGCCACGGAGGUAUGGGCGCUGCAAAUCAUGACAACUACGAUGAAGUACUAUUAUCUCGUUUUCCCACCAAUCCCUUUUAUAUUCCUCACCCCAAUAUUGGUUUGGAUUCAGUUUCAAAGACGUGGGGCUGUCAAAUUGGGUAGGAGACUUUUUUUUUCGUAGCCUUAGACAAAUAUUGUUCUAAUAGCAUAUUAGGCCGUUUUUUUUAAAUGAAUUUUUAUAUUAUGUAAAAUGUAUUUACGAUGCUCGGGCGUGGGUAAUGCAGUAGAUGUUAGCUGAUGUAUAAAUUGUUAAAAUUUUGACAAUGGCUUGUUUGUCUCAUCAAUUACACUCUUUACAUUUUUUUUUUUAAAUUCCUUAAAAAUCUCUAUUUUUACUUUUACUUUCCCCAAAAACCUAAACAAAACUGUAGACGGCCAAAUAAAGCAAUAUACACCACAUCAACACCCAAUUCUCAAUUUUGAGGAACAAUAGUGGAUGUUCAUCUCCACAAAUAGCCACAUGUUUAUAAGAAAAAAAUAUUUUCUUUAUCUUAUUAACAUAUGGGUCAAGUCAGGGAAGAACGAAGCAAGCACGAACAUAUUACACUGUCCAACAUGCAGGAUGACGUCAGAAAAUCUUAUAUUGACUCUUUGGAGGAAAAGCCCGAGUAAGUCUACAAAGUAUUUUUUGCUUAAUAUAUUUUGUGAAGAUCAAUGACACAUUUUGUUUUAAAUUUUAAAUAAAAAGGGUAUAUCCCCGAAUGUUUCAACAAUUAAGUUGAUGUAUCCUUCAAUGAAAGAAAAGAUGUAGCAUAAACGUGUUGUAAUAUAACGAUGCAAAUAUUUUAUUACAUCAUUAAAAUCGUGCUUGUUACUCCAUCAGAUCAGUUUUGCAAUCAACUAAUAGUUCAUAUCAUUUUAAAAAAAGAAGAACUGGUCAAAGCUUUUAAUGUACUUUCCUGUCGAUUCAUUUCUUCUGUUUAGCUUGCUCUUGGUUCAAUGUACAGUUCAUUGUCCACACCAAGGUAAACAACAGAAAUAGGUUUUUCAUUAUUGUAUAGAGUAGAUGAUUGUUUUUUUAAGCCACGUCAUCAACAUUGACUUAUCUUAUUUUCUUCGGUAAAGUCUUGAUUUAUAUUUACACAGUUAAACUACAUUAAAUUAAAAUUGUGUCUAGAUGCCAUUUUAAUAUUGGUUUCACUGACUUUGAUGUAUACAUUUACUUUAUCUAUAAAAAAAAAUAUAAAAUAAAAUGAAUGAACAGAAGGCCAGAAUAUAAUACAUGAGAGAGUUGUCACCUUACCGACCAAGAGUGAAAGACUGACAGAAGAAGCUGCCGUUGCUGUGUUGGCAACGCCUAGAAACGGUAGGUAAUUGCAUUUCCUUAUUUUAACAAUAUAGUUUUAAUAUAUAUUUUUUUAUACAAACGGAUCAGAUUUAAUAUAAAUGCUUUCCCUUUCAUCUAUUGUUUUAUAGCGGCUUAAAAAUGUUUCUAAGUACUAAAAGUGUUAAACGACAACGUCUAUUUCCUACAACUUUUAAGAGCUUGAAGAUUUAAAUUUAAAAAAAAAACAGAUAACAUUUACAAUUGAAUUUUUUAGGAGUGUUGGACAACGAUUCUAUAACCAGUCGUAGCAAUGGGAAAGAAGACACAAGAAAGCGAUACUUUGCUGUGUAUGUACAUUGUUGUUAUUUUGUGUUGUUGUCUUUUUAUGUUGCAAUUUGAAAAAAAAAUAAUUAUAAAAAAUCCUUUUAAAAGCCAUUAAAAAUGUACUGUUUAUUCUAUAAAUAAGAUUGAGUUUGCUUUUUUUUUUUUUCACCUCAUUAACCAGGCGCUCCAAGUAUAAGUAUGGAAUACGAUGGCAGUGUGUUGCUGUUAAGCCACGAGUGGAAAGAGCAGGUUCGUUGGUGAUUAGCUAUAGAAUAAUGAGCAAUAUCAUCAAUGUCAUCAAGCUGUUGCUUCUUUUCUGGUUGCUUUUUGUAAAGUUUAGAACAAAAAUUAAACGCAAUAAUUUUUUCUAAAAAAAUCACUUUUGCAAAUAUUAUUCUAAUCUCCUAUUAAUUUUUUAAAAAAAUAAUUAUUAUCAACAAAAACUUCAGUAAAAAUUGUAUAAUCAUGUUUAGUAGCAAAGUAGUUGUUCUUAUUUUCGUUCAAUGAAAGAUUGUGAUCUUUUCUUUUGUAAUUUACUACUUAAGCCUUACUUUUAAAUCAGUUCAUGUAAUAAUAAUAAUUAAUUGUAAUAACCUUACCAGUAUCUGUUCAAGAGAGUGAUUUUGAUGUCAACGUUGGGUAUUCACUGAACUAGCCAAGAGGUUCUAACGGUAAAUAAUUAAUAUCCUAUUGACAAGACAAUUAUCUUUUCAAUGAAUACAAAUUAAGACUUACAUAAAAUGAGAUUAUGUGCAGAUAAAUUUUUUCAUAGAAAAGUUAUUUUAAAUUCUCAAAUCAAAACUUGUGAAAGAAGUCCCCUUGUUCCUACGUAGAAACUCUUAAAUUUGAAACAAAGAACAUUAAUUCUUUUUGUUAUUUCCACAGAUUGGCAGGAGUGAAAUUUGUUUGGUUUUAUUAGAGAAAUUCUCUAUUAAAUAGAAUAUCUUAAGCAGAAUUUUUAUUUUAGCAAUACACUUUUUGUAAAAGUUUUAGAUUGAUACCUAAUAAAAUUUAAAUAGAAAUUUUAAUCAACCAAUCACCCAUAAUUAAAUAAUCUAAUUAUUAUAUCGUGUAUGUUAUUUCCACCACACAAUUAUCUGAAUAUUUUGUAAUGCAUUUUUCUUUGUAUAUUUUAACGUUACUUAACGUACUUCUUGUAAACAAAUAGGAAUAUUGUUUUUUAAGAAGUCUCUCGAACUUCUAAUGGAAGAAAAACGUUAGAGAGACGAAAUAGAUUAAGUGAUGCGCCUAUAUUUACUCGUUUCAAUCGAUGUGCAUCAUGUAAAAUUUUAUUUCAAGUAGGUUAAAUAGUACUUUUUGAGUAUCUGCACUAAAUUUAUAUGAAAACAUAUUUGUACAUUUGGCUCAUAUAAUUUUGAAGGAUUCGCUCUCCAUUUGAUAUCAUCAUUUUAAAAAAAAACAACUUAACUUGACAUGUGUACAUGGACCAUGAUAAAGAUGUUCCAUUACUUGUACUGGUAUUACAAUGAGUUUCAAGAAUGUAUUAAUAUCAAUUGAUCUUCUGGAAAGAUAAUUUGUGUUUCAGCAUGGUUUUAUUGAAAUCAAAAUAGCUAUGCACAUUUAUCACACAUAUUUUCUUUUAGAACACUUUGUUCAUUAUACAAGAAAACAUAUUUGGUUAUAGUUAAGACAAAAAAAGUUAAACUUUCCGGUGCACCUAAUUAUAAUAAUAACAAAAUCCAUGUAUUUACAACUCUGAGGACAUGUUUAAAUUUGUUUUAAAUUUACAUGUUCUGCACAAGGACGAGAUAAAAAAAUUAUAAUUGCGUACACUUUAAAAUAAUUUUCAUUAUUAACGUUUUUUACAUUUGUCUUUUUUUUUUAAAAUAUUUGUUCAUUAAAAUGUGAAGAAAAAAAAUCAUUGAAUGGAAUUAUCAGAACCUGUUAAAUUUUAAACAAAAAUAUUAUUCUACUUUCAAAAAGUGAUAUUUUUAGCCAGCUUGCUUGUUUUAUAGAAAGUGAAUAGAGCAGGCGACUUCCCCUUGUCAAUCAUUAAUGAUUAUAUUUGUUUAAUUUUUUUUAUAUCAACUAUUAAAUAUCAACAAAAAUACUUCUAGAUAAUAAUAUAUGAAAUCAUAGUCUAAAAAAUUAUCUAUUUAAUAGUUUAAAUGGACAGCUUUAGCCUUUAGCAUUGAAAUGUCAAGAUGGCGACUUAACAUAUGUUCUAUUAUUCAGCUACUACCUUUAAGCUACACAAAAAUAAAGUAACAAAAAGCUUUAAAGUAACAUGGUAGAAUUGAAAAAAAAAAACCUUGGUGGCAAAUGUGGGAGGUAAGAUUUGGAUCUUAUUUUUAACAAUCCAGAAGUCAUUAAAAUUACCGGAACUUUUUUUGUCCCUAGUAAGGGUGUUCCAUAAAAAAUAGAUUACAGUUUUGUAACAUUUAAGAGGUCUUCUGUCACUGUUAAGGAAGUAUAUUAUAGAUAUUCACUGCCAUUCUUUUUCAUGUUUUCUAAAAAAAAUUGGACUUUGUGUUUAAAAA
Lymnaea stagnalis (great pond snail) is the source of this 25113-nucleotide messenger RNA. NCBI's taxonomy places the organism in Eukaryota, Metazoa, Mollusca, Gastropoda, Lymnaeidae. The record is from the annotation of a GenBank genome assembly.